AUGGGCGCCAUCUGUUGCAAACCCGAAGUCAUCGACUUCGACGGGCCCGUCGACCUCUAUCACUUCUACCUGCUCCGUGCCGUUGGCAAGGGUGCUUUCGGCAAAGUCCGUGUGGUCCAACACAAGCAGACCAAAGAUCUCUACGCGCUCAAAUACAUCAACAAGGCCAAAUGCAUCAAGAUGCGCGCCGUCUCCAACAUCAUCCAGGAGCGCCGCCUGCUCGAGGAGAUCGACUCACCCUUUGUCUGCAACUUGCGCUACGCAUUCCAGGACGAUGAAAACAUGUUCAUGGUGCUCGAUCUCAUGCUUGGUGGCGACUUGCGCUUCCAUCUCGAUCGCACGAGCAACAUGAGCGAAGACGUCGUCCGCUUCUAUGUCGCCGAACUCGCUCUGGGCUUGGACUACCUUCACCGUUUGCAGAUCGUACAUCGCGAUCUCAAACCAGACAAUGUCUUGCUCGACGAAAAGGGACAUGCCCACUUGACGGACUUCAACAUUGCUGUCCACUUUUCCCCCCGCCGUCCUCUCACCAGCAUCGCCGGAUCCAUGGCCUACAUGGCACCCGAAGUCCUGACCAAGCGCGGCUACCUGUCCUCGGUCGACUGGUGGUCUCUGGGCGUGGUCGCCUACGAGCUCCUGUUUGGUCGACGUCCCUUCCGCGGCAAAACCAACUCGGCCCUCACCCACUCGAUUCUCAACGACCGCUGCACUUUCCCCGAAAAUGUCGAGACCAUCGUCAGCCGCGAAACCGUCAGCUGUAUCAAGAGUUUACUUGAACGCGAUCCUCGUAAAAGGCUGGGGUGUCGCAGUGGCAUCGACGAGUUCAAGACGCAUCCUUGGUUUGCGUCGCUCGACUGGCCCGCGCUCGAGACGAAGUCGGUCACUCCGCCGUUCGAACCGGAUUCGAAGAAGGCCAACUUUGAUGCGACGCACGAGCUGGAGGAGUUGCUACUGGAGGACAAUCCGUUGAAGGCUAAAAAGAGGAAUGGGAAUGCAGACUUUGAUGCGCUGCCACCCGAGAUGCGCCAGAUGGAGGAGCAUUUCUUACCCUUUGACCAUCUCAAGCAGCGCAGAAAGUCGUACUUCCGCGCCUCGCAUGCCAAUGGUACUGCAGCAGCGGCCGCGGCAGGAGGAGGAGGAGCGACACCAGCAGCCCAAGCUGGUGCGAGCGCUGGCCCUUCGCGGUCUGCUGCGGCGCCAGGGGAGCAAGAGCGAAUCUCGCAGAUCUCGAGCAUGACACAUACGCUGCAGGACCAGCCGCUCUCGGAGACUGCACAGCCCGGCACGGAGGUGGGCAGGCUGACGCCGAUCCCCUCGCAGAUCCGCACAACACGGUCGAUAUCGCCUUCGCGUUCGGGCAACCGGAGCUCGUCUUAUGGAGUGGAGACGUAUAGCGAGAAGGACCAGCUGGGUGUACCGCCGCCGGUGUCGGCUGCGUCGGUGGCGGCGUCGAGUCAGAGACAGCACUCGCCGUUGUCGCAGCAGCAGUUUGGCGCGGCGGACUUGAGCAUCUUGCCGCCGACGGGAGCGGGGACGGAAUUGGAAGAGUAUCAGAUGUCGGCCUCGUCUCAGUAUCAGCAGCACAAGGGAGCGGGACUGGCCGAGUACGAUGAAAAGUCCGGGUUGGGCUUCAGUCAUCGUCAACAGUAG
Messenger RNA from Sporisorium graminicola, 1650 nucleotides. RefSeq lists its product as uncharacterized. Lineage: Eukaryota; Fungi; Basidiomycota; Ustilaginomycetes; Ustilaginales; Ustilaginaceae. The record is from RefSeq and is a predicted model, not a curated record. Gene Ontology annotation, biological process: G protein-coupled receptor signaling pathway; regulation of signal transduction; protein phosphorylation. The coding region runs from base 1 to 1650 and encodes 549 amino acids. Gene Ontology annotation, molecular function: ATP binding; G protein-coupled receptor binding; G protein-coupled receptor kinase activity. The transcript has a single exon.